UGGAGCUAGGAGAUAUUCUGGGACACCGUUGCCAGCAACCUCUCUCCUGUGCGUUCAGGAUUCAUUUCCCCUACCGCCACUCUGCUCCGCUCCGUGCUGUGCCCCUUGUGUUUUCUCAGAGACCAAUAAUUCUGACUGGGACUAGGAGCCAGUAGUUGGGAACUAUGGUGUUCUGAUUGUCAGGGGGAGGACGGGAACCAUCCGCGGGUUCCAUCACCGUUGUGGUGUUGCGGUGGUGGCCUGCCGGUGGUGCCAAGACUAGGAGAGACGAGACUGAGACUUGGCUGCUGCCCUGCGCUCCCCCUGUGUGUUCUUUCCUGUGAGCAGCACGACUGGCUGGCCUGGGCAGAUGCACGCCCUUCUCAGACAGCUCUUAGACAUGGGCCAGGAGCAAGCCAAGCAGCAGAUUGAGAAGGGGCUGAAACUCUACCAGUCCAACCAGAGGGAAAAGGCCCUGCACGUUUGGACAAAGGUGCUGGAGAAGAACACGGACCCUGGAGGGAAGUUUCGGGUCUUGGGCUGUCUGAUCACAGCCCACUCAGAGAUGGGCAAGUACAAGGAGAUGCUUAAGUAUGCACUGGCGCAGAUAGACACAGCCAGGGACAUGGAAGACCCCGACUACCUGACAGAAGGUUACCUGAAUCUGGCUCGCAGCAACGAGAAACUCUGUGACUUCCAGAACACCAUCUCCUACUGCAAGACUUGCCUGAACAUGCAGGGCACCACGGUCAGCUUGCAGCUCAAUGGCCAGGUGUGCCUCAGCAUGGGCAACGCAUACCUGGGCCUGAGCGUCUUCCAGAAGUCCCUGGAGAGCUACGAGAAGGCGCUGCGCUACGCACACAACAACGACGACAAGAUGCUGGAGUGCCGCGUCUGCUGCAGCCUUGGCAGCUUCUAUGUGGUACUCAAGGAUUACGAAAAGGCUCUUUUCUUUCCUUGCAAAGCAGCAGAACUUGUGAACGACUACGGCAAGGGCUGGAGUCUAAAGUAUCGGGCCAUGAGCCAGUACCACAUGUCUGUGGCCUACCGGAAGCUGGACCGUCUGCCCGACGCCAUGGAAUGCUGUGAGGAGUCAAUGAAGAUUGCCUUGCAGCAUGGGGAUCGGCCUUUGCAAGCCCUGUGUCUCCUGAACUUUGCUGACAUUCACCGCUGCAGAAAUGACACGGAUAGGGCGUUCCCAAGAUACGAGUCUUCUAUGUGCAUCAUGAUUGAAAUCGGAAACCGGCUGGGCCAGGCGACCAUCUACCUAAAUGUGGGCAAGUGCUGGAUACUGCAGAAGGAAAUGGACAAGGCUCUGGACUCUUUGCAGAGAGCAGAGGAUCUGGCUGAGUCAGUAGGAAAUAAGCUUAUCGUGCUGAAGACCCACUCCCUACGCGAGGGCAUUUUCCGCGGUCGUGAGCAGCAGGAGGAGCUCCGGGAGCAGGUGGUGAAGUUCCUGCAGUGCGUUGAGGAGCUGGAGCUCUACUGCGGCAUGUGCGGAGAGGCCAUCGGGGAGAAGAACCAGCAGUUGCAGGCGCUGCCCUGCUCCCACGUCUAUCACCUCAAAUGCCUACAGACAAAUGGGACUAAAGGAUGCCCACGGUGUCGUAGCUCAUCCAUGAAGCCUGGGUUUGUUUAAACACACACACACACACACACACACACACACACACACACACACACACACACACACACACACACACACACACACACACACACACACACACACACACACACACACACACAGAACAGUGUCCCGUAGUCAAAGACAUAAGGACACUUUCUCUCAUCACAAUCAGACACAGACACUUCUUCAAAAGAGACUUCACAGAGGAUUCCAAACUAUUCUUCCACAGACUGAACUGUCAAGCAUCCCUGUGGAUUUUGUGGCAGAACCCCUCAACUGACAGUUUACAUGAUAUUGAAACAUUUGACACACACGCACACACACACGUGCGCACACACACACACACAAACACACACACACAGCACUCUAUGAUGGGCCUCAGCCGGUGAUUGCCUAUGUAGUGCCAGUAGGUUCUGUAGGCCCAUGUUGACUGGACUGUUUUUUUUUCUGUGGAGGAUUUACAAACUUGGCUGGUGGAACAGACAUUCAUGGAGACACCAAGCUGCCAACUGAUUCUUUUUUUUAUCUCCCUCUGAGGAAAUUUUAUUUUCUCCUUUUUUGAGCCUCAGCUUGGAAAAUGUUUUUUUUCUGACAGUGGUGCUACCAGCAGUGUCAUAGCAGAGGCCAAAUAACUCGGCACAAUAUGUGACAAACCAUGGAUAAAAAAACAACAACUUUUCAGCAUCUCAAGUUCAAAGUGGCAUUCUUCUGUAUUUUGGUCAGCUACCUAUGUAACUACCUGUUGACCAUCUCCCCUUUUCUCUAUGGCACCCCAACUUCCUGGAUAUUUGUAAUACUUUGAUAAGCUUUUAUCGUUUUUGGCAACUGUGCAAUGCAGACUUGGAAAAUGUGGUGCAGAUGAACGGAUAUGUAAGUGCUUAGAUAAUUCUGUCUUGUCUCUGAAAAUACAAUUCCAGUUAGACUAGUCUUUUGCUUGUUGGACACAGACAGGUGUGAUAACUGCAUUAAAGGUACACUGUGCAGGAAAUGGUCAAAAAACGUACUGCAACUAUGCUGCUCAUUGAAACUGGGCUGCCUAUUGCCAAAUUUGAUCUUUUCAUGAAACAUUACAAAUUAAUAAACUAAUAUUUUCUAGUAUGGCCCAAUUACAGUCAUUUUUGCACGUAAACUGGCUAUUUCUGGAAAUUCAAAAUGGCGGACCAUGGAGAAGAUCCCACUUUUCCAGUCAUAAUGAAUACUUAGAAUUUGAUGGUGGUGGUAAGUAUUAAUGAAAAAGGUAACAUUAGUGAUUCUGGAAAUAAACAACUAAAAAUCUUACACAGUGUACCUUUAAGGCCCAACAUUGAAUAAUAAUAACAGUGUUAUCUAAGAAUCUCAGUUCUUUGGUAAAAAUGUGCUCCAAAUGUUUACAGUUGAUAUUUCCCUGGUUGAAUAUAGCCCGGUAUAAAACUGAAUUCCACUGAGUUAAAUGAUGCAAUACUGAUGCAAAAAGGAUGCAAUACCAUACUUAUCCACUUUGUAGUUUCGGUGUUUUCCCCUAAAUCUCUGUCAAUAGCUCCUCUCCCAUAGGGCUGUCAACUGCACAAAAAGAUGUUACUGUAAAAUGUAUAUACACACUACAUACAUACACCAUAGAAUGGCAAGACACAUACUUUCUCAAACUGCACAUAACACAGUCUAAAGCCAGAAACACAGACACCUGAGAGAAAUUCCAUGACCUUGCUAAAACAGACACUGUACUGUACAGCAAUAGAUCUCUCUGAGGUCAACUAAAGUUGUCUGCCAUGUUACAUUAACCGCCAUGUCAUGAUAUUGACAGUUGAUAUUUCUUUCAAGAUAUGUUUUCAUAUGGUUAUCAGUCUAUUUUCUAACAUAUGGAAAGGUGGAAUAAAAUUGCAUGUCGAAGCCAAUAAGUAUUUUACAGUAAUAUUGUAACUAAUGAUUAUAGCCUGUGUGUGUGAAGUCUAUUCUUUAAUCUGACCAAUUAUUUGAAUGGACAAGCUUGUCAUUUUCCUAUACACAUGAAACAAUAUUAUGUAUUGCAUACUGCAUAAAAUAUUUGGAUGGCAGAGCUGUAUGGAAACUGAUGUACAAUAAUACAUAAACAUUGAAAUGAGGAAUAGGUAUUUAUUUGACACUUGUCAAUUAUCACUGAAAAAGAAAUUGGUGACAUGUGCUAUGCAUAUAUUUUAUAAAACUUAUUAAAAUCAUAAAGCAUUUUUCUUCACUAAAACCAGGCUAAGAACAUAGCAACAGCAUUUCUUCAGGUUUGUUAAGUUAUGACUGAGAUUAUUUAAUGCAGCUACUGUAGAUGUUCAAUCUUUCUGUCUUUUUUGUUUCUUUACUUCUUUGGUAAACUAAAUACAUGUAUACAUUGUUUUGUAACGGCUGCCAUGCCCUGAACUAUAGUAAAGUGUGGUGACAGAAAAAUGGCAUUUUACUCUAGCACAGUAAAAAAUGUAACCCUUCCUCAAAGAACCCUCGGUUGUGUUGGUGAGCCUUAAAAGAACCUAAAAGGUCUGGGAAGAACCCUAAGGGUCCUUAGCCUUCUUUCAUGGUGGAAACCGAAGUGAUUCUUGGGUUCCCUGAAAAACCUUCAAAAAAAUCCUUAGGGUUCUUCCAAAAACAAUUUGUCACCUAUUAGGUCCUCCGCACGCAGGUUCCGACAGGACUGCAGAGCACAUAUCAGUUCUGACAAUUUUGGUUACCCCGGCCCGCACACUGGCACAGAGGUGAUAUCAACAAUGAAUGGUAAGUUUCAGCACAGCAGAGCAUGGAUAAACAAGGGGAGGCUCAGACGAACAAAGAGCUCUCCUGUAAUCGGCAGCCGACAUCCGCCGACAUGUGAGGACAUCGCUGCCAGUUUGCGGGGUUGUAUUGAAAACCGUGGAAUCAAACGUUGUCAGAGCAGUGCUCUGCACUUUGUCGGAAACCGGUGUUCCGAGGCCCUUAGGCUCCUCAGAGAUCUUGGAGGGGUUACCCCACAGUGGCAAUCUGAAGACACUUUGGGGGCACAAUUUUUAUAGUGUGCCAUGACUAUACAUGGUUCAUCUUUUGUGAGCUAGUUGUAAUAAUUCUGAUAAUAAAAGACAUCUCUCUAUAUUCAUAUUUACAAAGGGAUUGUUAUUACUGUAUGUAAGGUUUCACACACUAGCUACUUUAUGGUUAAAGCUACCUCUUAGUUACCCCCUCUUAAUAACUACUAAUGUUAUGGUCAUUAUUGUAAUAAUCUGAAUUUGUGAUGGGAUGUAGAAUGGGGAGUAGAAACUUUGUA
Messenger RNA from Engraulis encrasicolus (European anchovy), 4841 nucleotides. RefSeq names its product receptor-associated protein of the synapse, 43kD (gene rapsn). Gene Ontology annotation, biological process: synaptic transmission, cholinergic; positive regulation of neuromuscular synaptic transmission. The transcript has 8 exons. NCBI's taxonomy places the organism in Eukaryota, Metazoa, Chordata, Actinopteri, Clupeiformes, Engraulidae. Gene Ontology annotation, cellular component: neuromuscular junction; plasma membrane. Gene Ontology annotation, molecular function: acetylcholine receptor binding; protein-membrane adaptor activity. Bases 350 to 1618 code for a protein of 422 amino acids. The record is from RefSeq and is a predicted model, not a curated record.